CCCACAAAUCCAAAAGGAGAGAAACCAUAAGAUUGAAAGGGGAGAAAACAAUGUCGAGAGCAAGCACUGCUGUUAUAGUUGCGGCCCUUCUCCUUAGCCUCAUGGCUAUCUCUUCGGCUGCUCGGCCCGACCCGAGCUUCUCUGCUCAAUCCGCUGCGAAAAUCCGUCCCGAGGGAACGGAAGGGGAGGAGAGGUGCGAAGGGGACUCGGAGGAGUGCUUGAUGAAGAGAACCUUGGCGGCUCAUUUGGAUUACAUCUACACCCAAAAACAGCCUCCACACACCAAACCCCUCCACUAAAUUAUGUUAUAAAAGAAAAAAAAAUGUUGUUUUUAAUUUAGCAAUCAACUGCUACAAUAAUAAUAUCAGCGGUUCGUGUAUAUGGAGCAAAUCAUUUAUUUUUUUAUUUUUGUCAAAGGGUUGGUGUUUCCAUUACUUUCGAAUCUGUAUAAAAUGCUUUCCAUAUGUUCAUGACCUCGAGAAGAUUUUGUAUGAAUUUGUUUGACGUUCA
Messenger RNA from Tarenaya hassleriana, 510 nucleotides. Its product is annotated as phytosulfokines-like. Bases 51 to 299 code for a protein of 82 amino acids. The record is from RefSeq and is a predicted model, not a curated record. Lineage: Eukaryota; Viridiplantae; Streptophyta; Magnoliopsida; Brassicales; Cleomaceae. Gene Ontology annotation, cellular component: extracellular region. The transcript is spliced from 2 exons. Gene Ontology annotation, biological process: cell population proliferation. Gene Ontology annotation, molecular function: growth factor activity.